Molecule: messenger RNA, 1662 nt
Organism: Populus euphratica (Euphrates poplar)
Lineage: Eukaryota; Viridiplantae; Streptophyta; Magnoliopsida; Malpighiales; Salicaceae
Product: transmembrane protein 45B-like
Exons: 4
Coding region: 396-1226 (276 amino acids)
Source: RefSeq, a predicted model, not a curated record
CAAAUUUGAUACGCGGACAUGGGUAGAUAGUGAUAACAAGUUGACGAUCCAUUUCAAAUGAUUCCUUCAUUAUUUCCAUCUCUUUUUGCUGGCUUUCCCAAUUUCCCUUUCAGAUCCCCCCCCACCCACCAGGGCCACCACCACCACCUCUCUCUCGCUCUAAAUAACAAUAGUAUCUACUUGGAGAAGGGAGCUCAAGCAAGCAAUAACCUUUUUUGGAUCCUAAUUAUGCUCUUCUCAACAACAGAACCAUAGCUUUUGUUCUUGAAAUCAAUCAUACCAUCAUCAUGUAAAACCCAUUUUUUGAAUCAAGAAGACAAACAAGUUGCAAAGGAUUUCAGUGUAGUAGCUGAAUAAGGAGAGUGGAGUGGGAGUAGCAUUAUUACACAAAAAGGAUGGGUUCUUUCAAGGGUCAUGCUUUACCAGGAACGUUGUUUUUAUUGGUUGGUGUAUGGCAUAUAUGGAGCUCUUUGGUUAGAUAUGUAUCGAAUCCAGAGUCAUUUAGAGUCAGGGUUUGGAACCCUGUGCCUGGUUUUGAUGGGAAGCUUAAGUACUUAGAGCUGUAUCUGGUGGCGGGCGGUGCCUUUAUUGAUAUGUGUAUUGAGCUUUUGUACUCUACACACCUCAAGUUUUUCGUCAAUGGAGUCUUGAAUCCUCAUCAUAUGAAUGAUUUUGAGCACGGCGGAAUGCUUCUCAUGUUCUUUAUUUUUGGGGCUGUCGGUUUGCUAUCAGAGAAAACAAGAUUUCUACCCUUGCCAGAAGGAGUCCUCUGUUUGGUUGCUGCAGCAGCAUUUUCUGCAGAGUAUCUAUUGUUUUACUUUCACUCAACAACCCAUAAAGGUCUUGAAGGGCACUACCAUCUCCUCCUUGUCCUCCUGAUUGGCCUCUGUGUUUUAUCCAUUGUCAUGGGGGUUCUCCUCCCAACCAACUUUCCGGUUGAUUUAUCUAGUGGCAUUGCAAUGACUCUGCAAGGCCUCUGGUUUUACCAGACUGCCUUCUGUCUCUAUGGUCCCAUGAUGCCGGAUGGAUGUCAGCUUAAGGGCAAUCAGAUUAUGUGUCGAUCAUCGGAAAGUCAGAUUCGAGGCGAGCUGCUUGCAACCUUUCAGCUCUUUUCCUUGGUCUUUGGUGUCCUAGUUGCAGUUGCGGUGGCAUAUGGUUUCGCAGCUUCAAGAUAUGGGCAUUCUGAUCUUAAUAGCUCUCGUGUGCUUCAAGAUGGAUUAGACUGAGGUUUCUAGUAUGAGUGCUACCGGAGGUUAGUAUGGUUGGAGGGUCUCUAAAAAGUGCAUAGCACCUUUUGAAGCCUUGGUUUUGGCUUAGAAGGAAGCAUCGCGAGCUCUAGUCUGCAAGCUCUGUACGUGACUUAGCAUUUGGUGCAUCAAAAUCAGUGGUUAGAAAGGCAAAAAACAAAUAGAUUGAAAUGGGGAGCAUGGUGGUUCCAAGGAAGCACAACAACGACCCAUCAACUUGAAUAUGUAUUUUUUACAGUUUUGCUUACCCUGCAUCUUCUUCAGUUCGUGCAUCAUUUGAUUUUGAAAAUUCAAGAAUAACCUUGUGCAAAUUAAGUUCAAUGCAUUUGUCUCCUCCCUUCCCUUUGCAGGAGAGAGUGGAGGGAGUUGAAAAUUAACUGGAAAGACAGGUUGCAUCCAAGAGAAGGGGUCAACA